Acanthisitta chloris (rifleman) is the source of this 1947-nucleotide messenger RNA. RefSeq names its product Rho GTPase activating protein 40 (gene ARHGAP40). Gene Ontology annotation, molecular function: GTPase activator activity. The record is from RefSeq and is a predicted model, not a curated record. NCBI's taxonomy places the organism in Eukaryota, Metazoa, Chordata, Aves, Passeriformes, Acanthisittidae. Gene Ontology annotation, cellular component: cytoplasm. The coding region runs from base 1 to 1878 and encodes 625 amino acids. Gene Ontology annotation, biological process: regulation of small GTPase mediated signal transduction; regulation of actin filament polymerization; signal transduction. The transcript is spliced from 14 exons.
AUGAGCCAACUUCCUCCGAAGAGUGCUUUGGCAUCCCUGGUGUCAGAGGGCACGAAUUCCAGGGUAGAGGCUUUGGACAACUUGUCAAUGGACAGUUUUUGGCUGGAAGUAGAGAACAUUAAACAGAGCGCUGAAGCCGAGCAAGAGGAAUGCAGCCUUGCAGAUGUCAAAACACAAGAGGAGGGAGAGGCUGAAGCUGAGUGGCUCCAGGACGCAGGUCUGUCCAACCUCCUGGGGGACUGUGCCUCAGACAGUGACAACAUCGUGCUGCUCUCCACCCUGACCAAGACCCAGGCUGCUGCCGUGCAGCGCCGGCUGGACACCUACUCCCGCUCUCGCAGGAGGAAGAACAAGCAUCCUGUGCGUGAUGUCCGAGACAUUUUUGGGGUGGUCGACUCAGAGGAGUCAGCAGCAGAGAAAAAGGAGCCCAGCCCAGAUCCAUUGUGGCACAACCUACGGCCUUCAAAUGCACAGAGAAAAACCCAGGAUUACUCCUGCACAGUUCGAAAUCCUGGAAAAGAGGAAGCAUUCAACAUGGAUGUUGCCUACUCAGAGCAAGCAGCUGUCCUGCUCAAGAGAUCGUUUCUGUCUGAUUCUAGGAAGUUAAAGGAUGGAAAUGCCCUAACUAAAUUUAAGAUCCCUAAGGGCAGACUAGGAGUGACCAGGAUUGGAGAUCUGUCUGCUCAGGACAUGAAGAAGAUCCCCACACUGGCCCUCAUUGAACUAACAGCUCUCUGUGAUAUCCUGGGUUUUGAGCUGAAGAGAAACAAAGCAGCAAAACUGAAAACAACAGAGAAAAGACUCUUCGGAGUUCCACUCAACACGCUGUUAGAAAAUGACCAAAAGCUGCUCCCCAACACAAAGGUCCCUCUGCUGCUCCAGGCACUGCUGUCGUGCUUGGAGAAGAGAGGACUUGAAACAGAGGGCAUUCUACGAGUUUCUGGGUCACAGACCAGAAUCAAGAGUCUGGAACAGAAGCUGGAAAAGGACUUCUACACUGGCCUGUUCCGCUGGGAUGAAGUGCACCAGAACGACGUGUCUGGGCUGCUGAAGAGAUUCAUACGAGAGCUGCCAGCCCCUCUGCUGACAGCAGAGUACCUCCCUGCCUUUGCUGCUGUGCAAAAUAUUCCAGACUUGAAGCAAAGAUUGCAAGCUCUGAACCUCCUGAUCCUGAUUCUACCAGAGCCCAACAGAAACACUCUGAAGGCUCUACUUGAGUUUCUCAGCAAAGUGGUUGCCAGGGAGAACAACAACAAGAUGAACCUCUGGAACGUUUCCACAGUCAUGGCCCCAAACCUCUUCAUGCACAAGGGGCUGCCAAACAAGAUCCCUGAGGGGAAGGAGAAGCAGCUGGCAGAGGGGGCGGCUGACGUGGUGCGGAUGAUGAUCCACUACCAGGAUUUGCUCUGGACUGUCUCCUCCUUUUUGGUAGCUCAAGUGAGAAAGCUGAAUGAGAGCAACAGCAAAAGGUACCAGUUCUGCGACAAGAGAAUUAAGAAUCUGUUGAGGAAGAUUCAUGCUGAUAAAGACAAGGUGGAAAAGAACCAGGCAGAGCCAUCCAAGAUCGUGAAAGUCCACGCAUCACUCCUCCUGAAGGACUCGCUGGAGGUGCACUUGAACAAUGCAACCAGAGUUGCUGAUGUCCUGAAGCUGUUUCAAAAGAACCUGUGCCAAAAUGGCUGGAAUAUUGUUAACACUGUCAACCUCCUCAAGUGUAACAACUCAAUGGACUGCACAAACUUGCUCCUGUAUGAAGUGGGAGGCAAUAUUGGGGAACAUUGCCUGGACCCAGACACUUACCUUUUGGACUUGUACCACAUCAACCCCCAUGCUGAGUGGAUAAUUAAGCAAAACCCAUCUUAUCCUCGGAUGUUCUAAGGAAAGCAUGAGUGAAGCAUUUGGUUGAAGUUUUUGGAAGGCAUGGAAAAGCUUAGAGAUGUUCCUGGU